Aureobasidium melanogenum CBS 110374 is the source of this 1455-nucleotide messenger RNA. RefSeq lists its product as uncharacterized. The coding region runs from base 1 to 1455 and encodes 484 amino acids. Lineage: Eukaryota; Fungi; Ascomycota; Dothideomycetes; Dothideales; Saccotheciaceae. The transcript has a single exon. The record is from RefSeq and is a predicted model, not a curated record.
AUGGAAACACUCCAGCUGGAAUCGCUCUCUAUUUGGAGUGCGCCGCAGUCAAUGGCUUCAGCUGCAUUAUCCAUACCGGAAAUUCUGUCAUGCAUGCUCAAUAUGUUAGGACAGGAUCGCAAAAGUCUACGGUCGGCGGCCUGUGUCAACCAGGUAUGGUUCCACGAAGCGACACGAUUGCUCUGGGCUAAGUCAGAUACAAGAGCAUUAAUGACUGUCGUACCCCCACGUCGCACGCUAUACGCUUCCAAGAUCUGCGACCUCAAGCUCGAGUCCGACUCUGAUCGGUACAAUACCGAUCUUGACCUUGACUUCGAGCUGCUUCGCGUUCUACGGUUUGACAAUCUUCCACUGCCUCGAGAUUCUAACCUCGCGCCAUAUAUACAGCCAACUUUGGAAGAGGUCCACUUCAAAGACUGGCCACCUACUACGUUCUUGGAAGGUCUCAAUAAACACUGCCCACGACUUCGAGGCUUUUCCCAGAUGUCUCUAAGAUCCAACGGACGACCUGGUCUUGCUGAGUUCUUUACCGCGAAUAAGACAUUACGAAGCGUACGGCUCACGCUUUAUCCUCAAGAUGAGGACGAAGUUCUCGCAGCGACUGUAGCUCUGAGCAAGAUCAUCAGUCUUGAGGACCUCACGCUCUAUGGCGAGAUAUCUCUAGACACAAUGGAACGGCUUCAAAGAUCGCCAUUUGCAUCAGUACGCAAGCUCAGAAUUCAUAUCGGACUUCCAGCUUUGCCGUUGUUGUCCACAACAUUCAGCGCGAUGACCCGCCUUUCACUCGAGCUUCUGAUAGAUAGUGAUGUCCACGCACUCGAUGCACUUGUUGGUUUGCCACUAGUAGUUCUCCAGCUCCAAGUUGCUACUGGUGUCAAAUUAUCGCCGCAAGAACUUCUAGUCUUACGCAAUGCAAAGGAUCUGCAAACUCUCUCGAUAAGCCCUAAACCUUUUCCACAAAGAGAAACAAUGCCGAGAUGGGAGAUCUCAAACGACCAGUUCAAACAAAUCUUCGCGAAUCUGUCAAAGUUGGAUUCACUGCUGAUCUGGUACGCUCUGGAUAUUCCUAGUCCAACAUCCGCCUUGAGAGAUCUCGGACGGUCCUGUCCAAUGCUUGAGAAUCUGCGCUUGUACUGCCCUAUUGAUAUAACAGCCUGGUGGGAUAUACCCAAGCCGCUUUUUCCGAGGCUCAAAUUCGCAUGGGUCUCCUCGGUCAGCGAUCGAAACCUGCUGGGCGAAGUAAAUGAGACUACUGCUCAGCUUAUGGCUGAAAUUCUCGACAGACAUGCUCCGAAUCUGGAUAGAUUUGUGGCACUUGAUCGUUACGGCUUUCGUCCCACAGAUGGCGAUUACGAUCAGCUCUCACGAUUGACGAUGAGAGCACACGGACGAAUCAAGGAGACUGGACAGACAAGACACGCGAGAGAAGAGAAUCGUGGAUUGGCAACCCGAUGA